AUGGCAGACAGGUAUCGAUACGACCUCAGUAUUGUGCAGCAGCCAAUAAGAGCACGCAUGUGUGGUCUUGGUGAUAAAGACAGAAGGCAAAUAUCACCGCCACCAUUCAUCAAAUUAUUGGUUUUUGACCGUGUGACAAACCAACUGGUUAAUGCUGAUGAUGUUGAUAUAACUUCAUUUGUUCUUGUUGUGGAACUAUGGUCUGUUGAUGAGAAAGAGGACCUAAGCUUGAACCAAAAUAUCAUAAGUGAAGUAGAUUCACUUUCGACCUCUCCAGUGGUUGAAACCAAAGCUGAGCCGUCAUCAUCAUCAUCGAAAAGUGCAGACAAGCAAAUUGAUGGUGAUUUAGAUCAAGACGGACAAUUAGAGCAGCAACAGGAUGGUUCAAUUAAAAGUCAAAGAAAUUCAAGUGGUUCAGAUUCUGAUGGAAGCCUUGGUGAUAUACCAACUAGGAACUUGAUUGGAAAUCUUGUCACGAAUGCAUUCAAACUAUUUGAUGAUAACAACGAAAAGGGUAUUUGGUUUAUAUUGCAUGAUUUGUCAAUUCGUAUAGAAGGUGAAUUCAAGCUGAAGUUUUCAUUUGUUGACUUGAAAACUGAUGAGAUGAUCCAUAAGUUUAGUGAACCUUUCAAAGUUUACAGUGCCAAAAAGUUUCCAGGUGUUGUUGAUAGCAGUCAAUUGGGGAGAGUGUUUGCAAGUCAAGGUGUCAAAAUUCCAAUAAGAAGAGAUGCAAAAGAUCAUUAA
This is a messenger RNA of Hansenula anomala, 744 nucleotides long. Its product is annotated as velvet factor family protein. The record is from RefSeq and is a predicted model, not a curated record. Lineage: Eukaryota; Fungi; Ascomycota; Saccharomycetes; Phaffomycetales; Wickerhamomycetaceae. Bases 1 to 744 code for a protein of 247 amino acids. The transcript has 2 exons.